This is a messenger RNA of Coprinopsis cinerea okayama7#130, 2091 nucleotides long. RefSeq lists its product as hypothetical. Gene Ontology annotation, cellular component: cytoplasm; mitochondrion. The transcript has 3 exons. Gene Ontology annotation, molecular function: lipoic acid binding; acetyltransferase activity. The record is from RefSeq and is a predicted model, not a curated record. Lineage: Eukaryota; Fungi; Basidiomycota; Agaricomycetes; Agaricales; Psathyrellaceae. The coding region runs from base 1 to 2091 and encodes 696 amino acids.
AUGGUGUCACCGCGUCUAUCGCUCUCGAUCCCCCGCGGGUCUACACCCUCCACUGCACUGUUGCGACGACGAACAAGUCAUGCUACUCGGGCACUCUCUACCACCACCGCAUCCACGUCUCGCCCGACGACGCAGAAACCUACCUCGACCCGGUUCACCCAGGGACAACGCGUCCCUGGCGUCAUAGCUCGAAGCUACACACCCCGCCUUCCCGCUUCUCGAGGGUUCCACAGCACCCCUCGAGCAUUGAAGAAGACUACAGUCCACACAUUCAACCUCGCUGAUAUCGGAGAAGGUAUCACCGAAUGUGAAAUUAUCAAAUGGUCCGUAACACCCGGUUCACCCAUCCAAUCAUUCGACCCUCUCUGCGAAGUCCAAUCCGACAAGGCCAGUGUGGAGAUCACCUCCCCCUUCGACGGCAUCGUCAAGGAAAUCCUCGUCCCCGAAGGCGAGAUCGCCAAAGUGGGGUCAGGGCUCUGCUUGAUCGAGGUAGAAGUCGAAGAAGGGGCUGAGGUUACCGAGGGCGGACGUGCUGCACCAGAGCCAGAGCCAGAGACCAAGACCACGACCUCGCCUCCUCCAAGCUCGACGAGUGCUGCGGAAAGCAAACCACAGCGCAAACACCACCCACUCGACCCGUCCAACCCCAACCCCUCGCUCUCACUCGGUUCGCGUCCGCGUUCACGCACCGGUGCACCGCCCUUCAGCGGGGGCUCUGCUUCCAUCCGGUCUAAAGACCUCCUCAAUCUCGAUUUCAACGCGCAAGACCAGGCGCUCAUGUCGUCCUCCCCCUCUCACUCGACAUCGACAUCAACAUCGACGGGGUCAGGGACUACGACACCAGGCUUCGCCACCACCUCAGACGCCAACGUCCUCGCCACACCCCAAGUCCGACACUUUGCCAAAACACUGGGCGUGAUGGAUCUGAGCGCGUUAGCGCCUGGAAGUGGGAGGGAGGGAAGGAUUGAGAGGGAGGAUGUGGAGAGGUUUGUUGAGAGGCAGCGACAGUCUAUCGCGGCUCAACAACAGCAGCAACAACGGGGACCAGGAGAUGAAGUUACCUCUGCGUUCGCGAGUGGUGGAGUUAGGAAGGACGAGGACGUUGUCGUCGAGCUGAACCGUACCCGAUGGAAUAUGUGGCGUGCUAUGGAGAAGAGUUUGGAGAUUCCUCAUUUCGGGUACUCAACAACACUCGACAUUACAUCCCUCCACACCCAAAUCCUGCCCAUCCUCAACGCGAACAUCCCAGCACGGUACCUGCCCUCGUCGCACCCGCGUCCAAGGGAUCCGCUAGCGGGUAUGGUCAACCCUCGUGCUCUCUUUUCUCAAGAGGAGGAUGUGCGGACGCAGGCAGAGGCAGAGGUGCCAGAGAGCGCGCGGUUCGCCAAGAUGACGUACCUCCCCUUCUUGCUGAAGACGCUCGGUAUGGCGAUGAUGGAGUGGCCGUUGAUGAGGAGUUCUAUUACGCCUGGUAGCUGGUCUGGUAAUGGUAAUGGUGGGCAGGGAGGAGGGAAGCAAAAACCAACACUAACAAUCCGCUCCUCACCCCAAAUCUCUCUCGCUCUCUCCACCCCAACCGGUCUCUACACGCCCACUUUAAACCUAACCUCUUCACCACACACUCUCUCCUUAUACUCCAUCGCUUCGCAACUCAAACACCUUUCCUACCUGGGCAGGCAGGUACCCUGUGGUUUAACUCCCAAGGAGAUGCCUAGAGCUGGGGGGACGGUGACGGUUAGUAAUGUGGGAGCGGUUGGGAGGGGGGAGGGUGCGAGUCCGGUUUUGGUACCUGGAGGAGGGGUGGCGAUUGUUGCUGUUGGGAGGGCUAGGUGGGUUUGGGAUGUGGAGGACCCAUUCUGGUCUCGCCAUUCUGGGGAUGAGGGCUUUGGAAGUAUGGAACCACCUCCUGGCGGCAAUGGUGGUAAGAGUGGUGGUAGUGGGGGGAUGAGAGGCCAGAGACGGCUCAAGUUGCCUGUUAGUUGGAGUGCGGAUCAUCGGGUCGUGGAAGGAGCUGAACUUGCAGCGUUUGUGGAGACGUGGAGGAAGUGGGUUGAGGAGCCGGUUCGGUUGAUUGGUGGGGAGGGUGAUUAG